Aspergillus fumigatus Af293 is the source of this 1068-nucleotide messenger RNA. Its product is annotated as putative oxidoreductase, 2-nitropropane dioxygenase family. Gene Ontology annotation, molecular function: nitronate monooxygenase activity. Lineage: Eukaryota; Fungi; Ascomycota; Eurotiomycetes; Eurotiales; Aspergillaceae. The record is from RefSeq and is a predicted model, not a curated record.
AUGGCUUCUCCUCAGCAAAUCCGUACCACCCUCACCGAUCUGCUCAAGAUCAACCACCCCGUCCUGCUGGCAGGUAUGAAUGUGGCCGCUGGUCCCAAGCUGGCCGCCGCUGUCACCAAUGCUGGUGGCCUGGGUGUCAUUGGUGGUGUCGGCUACACACCUGAAAUGCUCCGUGAACAGAUUGCAGAGCUGAAGAGCUACCUGCAUGACAAGAACGCACCUUUUGGUGUCGAUCUUCUGCUUCCUCAGGUCGGAGGAAGCGCUCGUAAGACCAACUACGACUACACCAAGGGCAAGCUUAACGAGCUGGUCGAUAUCAUCAUUCAGGAAGGCGCCAAGCUCUUCGUAUCCGCUGUCGGUGUGCCUCCCAAGCACGUCGUGGAAAAACUUCACGCCGCUGGUGUCCUUUACAUGAACAUGAUUGGUCACCCCAAGCACGUUCAGAAGGCCCUUGAUGCUGGUGCCGACAUCAUCUGCGCUCAGGGUGGUGAGGGCGGUGGUCACACUGGUGAUGUACCUACCACCAUCCUCAUCCCUACUGUUGCCAAGCUGUGCCAGGGCAAGAAGAGCCCUAUGACUGGCCAGCCCGUGCAGGUCGUUGCCGCUGGUGGUCUGUUCAAUGGCAACUCCCUCGCCGCUGCUCUGAUGCUGGGUGCCUCCGCUGUCUGGAUCGGUACCCGCUUUAUCCUUUCCGAUGAGGCCGGUGCUCCUGUUGCUCACCAGGAGGCUGUGCGCACCGCCGGUUUUGAGGACAAUGUUCGCACUAUCAUCUUCACUGGUCGUCCCAUGCGUGUCCGUAACAACGCAUACAUUCAGAACUGGGAGGAGAACCGCCGAGAGGAGAUGAAGGAGCUUACAUCCAAGGGAAUCAUCCCUGUCGAGCACGAUUUUGAGAACCUCGGUGACGAUGUUGAUGACGAGACUCUGGACAACGCUCGCCCGUUCCUGAUGGGUAAGGUUUCCGCUGUGGUCUCGGAGAAGAAGCCCGCCAAGGCUAUCGUCGACGAGAUCGUCUCGGACGCUGCUGCUCUCUUGAAGCAGGGCAACAGGAUGCUUGCCAAGCUGUAG